Linnemannia hyalina is the source of this 2598-nucleotide messenger RNA. Lineage: Eukaryota; Fungi; Mortierellomycota; Mortierellomycetes; Mortierellales; Mortierellaceae. The record is from the annotation of a GenBank genome assembly.
AUGGCCCACCUGAACGACAGUGAUCUGUGGUCCCACUCCCUUCAAAUGACCAGCGAACGAGAAUUGCCAUCCAAGGAGCAGAUGGAGGUCCUUCUGAACCUCUAUUUCCAGUUUAUGUACCCCUUCGCGCCCAUGUUCAUUCGCAGGACAUUCAUGGACGACUUCCGCCAGAACCGGCCUGACCUAUCACAGAUCUUGAUCCUCAAUGCACUCUUCAGCAAUGCGUGUUGGUAUUCGGACGACCCGGCACUCAGGCAGGAGUCGACAAAGUACUUUAACCGGGCCAAGAUCAUUCUGGAUGAGACUUACCAUGUCUCGAGGAUCAGCACAGUGCAGGCGCUGCUGUUGAUGGCUCAUCACCAAUACGCUACGGGCAAUUACUCGGGUGGCUGGUUGUAUACUGGCAUGUCGAUUAGGAUUGCACAAGAUAUCGGCCUACAUCGUCAAGAUAUUCAUGUGGAUGAGCCUGACGAGGCUGAGAUCAGGAAGCGACUCUGGUGGUCUCUAUACAUGGCGGAUCGCUUGGGCAGUGCUAUCCUUGGCCGUCCUAUGACUCUGCGCGACGAAGGAUUCAACGUCCAGAUGCCCACCGAUGAAUGGAUCGCCGACGUUCUUGGUGAAGACACAGUCGAGUACCCCUACGAACCUGAGAGCGUCAUCUCUUGUCGUCUGGUCUGGUCGAUCAAGCUGUUCAUGCAGUUGGGCAAGGUCCUCGACACGAUGCACUGUAUCGAGGCCGAGAUCAAUGGUUCUUUCCUUGCCGACAUUUCCCGGACACAGCUCCCCCAAUUGCACAACAGUCUCACGUCCUGGUUCCUGUCGCUCCCGAACGAGCUCAUGUACACACCCUAUACCAUGUCGCCCAACUCGAACCACCCACCCUCACCACCCACGGCGCUCAUGCACAUGUUCUAUUACACGACUCUGACGAUCCUCCACCGCCCUUACCUCCGUCCCGUCAACUCUGAGUCGAUCGACUCCAAAUUUUUGUUGUCCUCUCGCAACAUUUGCACAGCGGCUGCGACCAACGUCUGCCACAUCGCCGACUCUUUGAUGCUCCACGGCCAACUUCGCGCUACUUGCUACCAUGGCAUGGCUUGCCUCUUGUCUGCUGGUACAGUUCAUGUGCACAACGCCAUUACCCCUACCCCAAGCAAUCGGGAGACGACUCGAGCGGGUCUCUCUAAAACUGUCAAGGCUGCCCAUGAGCUGGUCAGGACCUUCCCCAUCGCCGAGUCCUUGAUUGCCGUGGCUCUGGAUGUCUUUGCCAGUCAGACCAGCUCUGUCCCGACCGAGAUGGCCGCCUCAUUCAUUGACAUUUCGACUUUUGUCGCGCCCUUCAUGGAUAUGACCCAUCUCCAAUCUGCCUCUAUAGGUAACAUCUAUGAGGCUGCCCGUCUGGCCAAACUCGCCAAAGAUGGUCCUGGUCCUACGCCCUCGAUCCAGCUUCGUCAUCCUUAUGGCAACUUCUCGAUGCCCUUGCCCGAGUCGACUAAAGACCAGAGCGCGACGACACUGAGUUCAAUGUGGCAGGCCCAGAUCGCCACCGCUGUGGCUAUGGCUGCUAUUGCUUUUGGAGGAACUGAUCCUCAACAAGAACAGCAGUUCUUUGCUGACCCGCUCGAUCUACCUGAGGCCCUGCGUCUGGCCCCGAUCGACUCUAUGCUGUUUGGUCAGAUCGAUUCGAUGACGGGCACUCCUGGCUCUAGUUUGGAUCCCUUUGGCACCGACGCCUCUUCUUUUGACUUUGGCGUGUCGCCAUUGCAGCAGCAGCAGACCCUGGUCCAGACAACCCAACAACUCCAGCAGCAACAACAGGCUCACCUUCUCCAGUACCAACCUACUGCCCCCGUUCAGAUCCAGCAACAGCAACCCAUCGUCCAUUCUCAGAGUCAUGCAAUGGCGCAGGACAAUCAUAUCCAGUUCAGUACCGCCACAAGUACUUCCAUUUCCACCCCCACUGCAACCACAAGCAAUGUCUCGACAAACGCUUUCGCGGCUGCACAGACCCAGAGCCUUAUGCAAGAGCUGACCUCGAAUCUCACAUCGGUCCUCCAGAUGCGCCAAACUCAGUCGCACCACCACCACCAAUCGACAGUUACCUCUACGCCCAACAUUGUCACCACUGCCGUUACAUCUGCUCAGAUCCAGCAGCAGCAGCAGCAGCAACAGCAAGAGCAGCGGCUUCACGCGAUGAUGGAGGAUGACACUGCUGAUCCUCCCUCUCCACCAGCCAUCUCUUCAGACGACAUGGAUAUGGAAUCCUCGUCCCUUUCUGACGAUCCAGAUCUGUUCAUUUCUCCCAUCACCUCAACUUCGUCGUCAUCGUCGUCUUCUUGCUCGUCUUCAAGACACGAUGUUCAGAUCCAAUGUCAAUUCGAUGAUGUGGAUGUGGACGGGACCAAGGCGACAGCAGCAGCACGGGAGGCGUUCCUAGAAUCGCUGACAAAAGUCGCCAUCAUGGGUCGUGGUGGUUCCAACGGCGGCGCCGGUCUCCAACGACAACAGCAGCAGGGCAAGUCGAAUAUGGAGGCUAGUCAGAAGGAUGUUGACAAGGUCAACACGCUGCUGUUUGAUGGUCAAGCUAUGGAGUGCUAA